GGCAUCCUUCCAGCUGUUGGACAGACCACACUGAGAUGACAGUGCGGAAGGCACAGUAAGUUACAAGUCACGAAGGGUUAAGACUGCUUUCUGUUCCACAUCCCAUCUCAGCCUUGAUCUUUGCUCUGCCCAAAGUCUUUUCUAUCCCUUUACUUUUCAGUGAAUUAGCAUUUGAUCAACUUCAAUUUUUAUAUCCUUGUGUAGAAAUAACUAAAUGGCUUUAUUUACCAGCUGUUGUGUAGUUUUUUUCAUUACUGAGUGGAGUUUUUGGAUGGAGACAUAUUAUAGUGACUGACACUCAUUACAGAUUUUGGGUUUCUGCUUUCUUAGUGUGGACCUUUCUGCAUGGCAGCAGUUUUCUGCAAACUAAUAUGUACUCUAGAACUAUGUUUCUGCAUUAAAUAUAUCACAUUUUUAUCAUCUGUCUCCUUUGAGGUCAGCAACAAAUGGAAGCAGGCUGAUAUGCACCAGGGGUGUGUGUGUUACUGGUUAGCUUCGUUCCUGCCUUGGUAUCAUGGACAAGAACCUGACUUCUCCAUCUUCUCCUUUUUCUGCAGGUAUUGAGAACCUGCCAUUUGAAUUACAGAGAAACUUCCAGCUCAUGCGAGAUCUGGAUCAGAGGACAGAAGACCUCAAGUCAGAGAUCGAUAAGUUGGCCACGGAGUAUAUCAGCAAUGCACGGACUCUGUCCUCAGAGGAAAAACUGGGACUUCUCAAGCAAAUCCAGGAGGCCUAUGGAAAGUGCAAGGAAUUUGGGGACGACAAAGUUCAGCUGGCUAUGCAGACCUACGAGAUGGUUGAUAAGCACAUCCGGCGGUUGGACACAGACCUCGCUCGCUUUGAAGCAGACCUGAAGGAGAAGCAGAUAGAGUCGAGUGACUAUGACAGUUCUUCCAGCAAGGGCAAGAAGAAGGGCCGAGCCCAAAAAGAGAAAAAAGCUGCCCGUGCUCGCUCUAAAGGGAAAAACUCUGAUGAGGAAGCACCAAAAACUGCCCAAAAGAAGUUGAAGCUCGUCCGCACUAGCACAGAGUAUGGGAUGCCUUCCGUCACCUUUGGAAAUGUGCACCCCUCGGACGUACUGGAUAUGCCCGUGGACCCCAAUGAGCCCACUUACUGCCUCUGCCACCAGGUCUCCUAUGGGGAGAUGAUUGGCUGUGACAACCCUGAUUGUUCCAUUGAAUGGUUUCAUUUUGCCUGUGUGGGUCUGACAACAAAACCAAGAGGAAAAUGGUUCUGCCCUCGCUGUUCCCAGGAGAGGAAGAAGAAGUAAAUUCACAUGAGACCUCAGUACUGCUGCAGGAGCUCUCUUCCCCCUGCCAGAGCCUCGUCCCAGUUCCCCCAGCCCUUGGGGCCUUGGCUGAAGGGAAGUCUUGCCCUGUUUGUGGUUUGGGCCAUCCCUGGAAUGGUGUGUACCCUCACGGUGGUUCCUGUGUGUUCUGUAUCCCUGGUUGCUUCUGAGUCCUUAAGGGAGGCCCUCUCUGUGUACUGUUCCAAACAGGUCUCUGAACCUCAAAGGGAAUGAAUGAGGGCACCAGGGUAGCCACCAGAUUCCCAGGGAUUCAGGUAGCCCCUGAUUUUCCUUGGCUUUCCUUCAGCCUCCUCAGAGUUCAUUGCCUAUUCUCUGCUUAGAGAACAAGGCUAUGGGAUGGGGGAAGGAAAGGAGGUAAGUCUUCAGCAUUUUAGGUCAUUCAUUUUCCUGGAUCUUUUUCAGGAGAGAGGGAGUAACCAGGCUACUUCUUAAUCUAGUGGGCUGGUUGAAAGACUGAAAACCUGAUGUGCUCCCUGUCUUUAACCAUUCCACUGCUGGCUUUGAGCAGCCUCUUUUGUUGGGGAGAGGAGGAGGCAGAGGGAGUGUUUAGAGCUAGCUUUGUCUCUCUUAUUCCUGGGGUAAACCUGCUGGUCUGGGAAGCACACUGUGUGAAGGAGGAAGAAUUUCUGACCACGUGGGGAGAAACGGCUUGGUCCAGUCUGUCUUCCGGCUUCAAAAUUCUGCCUUCCUCUUGUGUAGUGGUGCUUCUCCAUUAUGUUGAUGGUGGGAAGUUUGGGGAUUCAGAUCCCACUUGUAUGAUACAGAAUUAAAUAAAAUUCAUUGAAACAAGUACUCUGUUUGCCUUGACAUCACCUCCAAAAUAAACUGCGGCAAUUGGUCUCUCUA
Cyanistes caeruleus (blue tit) is the source of this 2155-nucleotide messenger RNA. Lineage: Eukaryota; Metazoa; Chordata; Aves; Passeriformes; Paridae. The record is from RefSeq and is a predicted model, not a curated record.